This is a messenger RNA of Menidia menidia (Atlantic silverside), 939 nucleotides long. Lineage: Eukaryota; Metazoa; Chordata; Actinopteri; Atheriniformes; Atherinopsidae. The record is from the annotation of a GenBank genome assembly.
AUGGACGGGACUGGCCGGCGGGUGCUGGUGGAGGACAAGCUGCCCCACAUCUUUGGCUUCACGCUGCUGGGGGACUACAUCUACUGGACGGACUGGCAGCGCCGCAGCAUCGAGCGCGUCCACAAACGCACCGCCGAGAGGGAGUUCAUCAUCGACCAGCUGCCCGACCUCAUGGGCCUGAAGGCCACCAGCGUGCACCAGGCCUACGGGACCAACGCGUGUGCGGAGGCUAACGGCGGCUGCAGCCAUCUUUGCCUCUACACUCCUCGGGGGGUGCAGUGCGGCUGCCCCAUCGGCCUGGAGCUGAUCGCGGACAUGAGGACCUGCAUCGUGCCCGAGGCCUUCCUGCUCUUCUCCCGCCACACCGACAUCCGCCGCAUCUCCCUGGAAACCAACAACAACAACGUGGCCAUCCCGCUCACCGGGGUCAAGGAGGCGUCCGCCCUGGACUUCGACGUAACCGACAACCGGAUCUACUGGACAGACAUCACCCUGAAGACCAUCAGCCGGGCCUUCAUGAACGGCAGCGCCCUGGAGCAUGUGGUGGAGUUCGGCCUAGACUACCCAGAAGGCAUGGCGGUGGACUGGCUGGGGAAGAACCUGUACUGGGCCGACACCGGGACCAACCGCAUCGAGGUGGCCAAACUGGACGGGCAGCACCGGCAGGUCCUGGUCUGGAAGGACCUGGACAGCCCCCGCGCUCUGGCCCUGGAUCCAGCUGAGGGGUACAUGUACUGGACGGAGUGGGGCGGGAAGCCAAAGAUCGACCGGGCGGCGAUGGACGGGACGGGCCGCGUUACGCUGGUGGCCGACGUGGGCCGGGCUAACGGGCUAACCAUCGACUACGCAGAGCGCCGCCUCUACUGGACAGACCUGGACACCACGCUCAUAGAGUCCUCCAACAUGCUGGGUAAAGACCAGGUUAUAGACCUGGAUUAG